AUGUCUCUUACUAAUCUUCAAAACUUCGCUUUUAAUAUUUUAAAAGAAACAAAACAUAACGUAGUACAAGAUAUCGUUGUUACAGAAUUGCCACCAUGUAAACUAUGUGAAAACAAAAUAUUAUCUGUUAAUUUCGAAUCAUUUACAAUACUUUUAUGUGGACAUAUAUAUCAUAGAAAAUGUAUAAAAAAAAAAUUUUUACUUACAACAGAAAACAAAUGCCCUUUAUCUGAUUGUAAUAAAAUCAUUGAUUCAGUAGUAUCCGAACGAAGGUUUUCCGAAUCAUCAUCUCAGUCUAGUGGAACUUCUGCUCUUGCAGAAAUGUUAAGUGAUGACUUUGGAUUAGGUUCUCCAAUGGCUGUAUCACCAUUAUUACCCUUACUUAAUGAGACUACCCAGAAAAAACGUACUAGGGAAUUAUCUGCAUCUACUGAAAAAUCAUUUAGCAAAAAAGUGAAAAAAACUGGUGGGAAGAAGGUAUCAAGCACAAUAAAACAACUUAUCGAAGAAUUAUUAACCGAGAUUCCUGAUAGUGGUAGGAGCUUGGAAGAAACAAGUGAAAACGUAAGUAACUUUUUACAACUCUCUGAAAGGAUUGAUCAUGCUGAAACUAAAAACGAAGAAGCAUCUCGGGGUCUCAUUUUCAGUUAUUUUAAUUUUGGAGAAGCCGUAUUUAAACAAUACAAGGAAUUAAAACCCAAGUUUGGCAAGGAUGGAUCUGAAGUGAUAGUUAAAAAAGAGGUUAGGGUGGUGAUUCCCGAGACAAAAUGCUCUGAUGAAGCUUUGCGAAAAAGAACAAAGAGAUCCGAAAAAAUUUACAAGCUUUUUAAUAGCAUUGGGAAAGAAAAAAUAGCCCGGAUUAGAUCUAUCCCCCCAUCAUUCAUCUUAAAUCUAACCGCGGAUGAAACCAAAUAUGUAAUGGCUGAAAUCUUAACGCAUAAGGUUUGA
Molecule: messenger RNA, 948 nt
Organism: Cetraspora pellucida
Lineage: Eukaryota; Fungi; Glomeromycota; Glomeromycetes; Diversisporales; Gigasporaceae
Source: the annotation of a GenBank genome assembly